AUGUAUAAAGCCUUGCUCGUGGCUUCUUUGAUUGUCGUUGCCUAUGGUGAGUGUUUCUUUUUGUUAUUUGGUCGUGUUCGAUUUGAUAAGAACUGUUUUUUUUUUCAUCGGGUCUCGAAGAAUUAGUUCAUUCAAUAGAUGAACUCAAAUUGUAAGCAAAAUAAUCAAAGUAGUAUGAUCUACUGACUAAACUCUGACAAAUCUAACUAUGUGGUACAUUGGUCGGAAAAAAAUUGAAAACUAUAAGUUUUUCAUGUUUUUUUAAAUACUGGGCUAUUAGGGGCUUGAUAAUAAUAUUUAUUCUUCGAAAUAAGAUUAUUCAUCGACAUUUUUCAAUGAAAAAAAUCAGUUCAUUUUCAAAAAAAUAUCAUUAAAAAAAGUUGAUUGAUGUGAUCAGAUGUUCAGAAAAAUUUAGAAGAUUUUUUAUGAUCUAAGAAAAAUGCGGAAAAAUUGGACAUUUCAAAUAAUCAGCCUGUAUAUCCACUGAAAUUUUUCAUUCAGCUAAAAUCGAUAAUCAAUGGCGAGAUUCUCGAAUCAUGUAUUUUCUCAUUUCUUUUUUUUGGAAAAUUGCCUAUCAAUGAAAAUUUUCAUCCCCAGACGUUUCGGCGACAAGAUCUCGAUACAUGAAAAAUGACACCACAAGAAAGAAUCGACGCCGUCAUCCGACCAGCCGCGUAUCGAUCAACCUUCCAGAGAAAGUUCAUGAGAGGAACUCCUAUAAGUUUGAAAAUAGUAGAAAGAAAUUCUGACAAACCAAAUUUGUAGCGAAAAUGCCAAAUCCUAGCGGCCGGAAAAUGACUGCCUUGGACUCUUCGCGACCUCUUCCUUGUUGCAAAGACGAGUCUGGCGGCUCAAUCUGUCGUACCAUGAAAAAUCACGACGCUAAGGGUUUUGCCAAUAAGUAAUUUCUAGUUCACUUUCUUUAAUAUCUGGUUAAAUUCAGGUGUAAUUUGGAACCUGAUUUUUCUUUGGUCGUUUGCUGCAAAUCUUGCGGAGAGCUUGGUAUUGGAUAUCGUGAACGAGCCCAACUGUUAGCAUCAGAAUUUUGACUUUUACUUUUUCUCAUCGCUUCAGGUUUUUCUUGGGACAAAAUAACUCGACCAAUUGCUUCGACCGCAUGAGCCCCACCUACUGCAGUAAAUUUGAAAAGAGCAGUGAUGCUUGGAGCAACAAGAGGUGUGAAUUCUUUUGAAGAUUUUCUAAGCCAAUCUAAGUUCAGAUGGUCAUGUGACGCCUCUCAUUUCCGACUGGGAUUUCGCGUGUGCAGAGCGACUUGCGGAUUCUGUUCUAUCGACUGGAAAAAUGCCCCAGAACCAGUGAAAUGCGGAUGA
Molecule: messenger RNA, 1331 nt
Organism: Caenorhabditis auriculariae
Lineage: Eukaryota; Metazoa; Nematoda; Chromadorea; Rhabditida; Rhabditidae
Source: the annotation of a GenBank genome assembly